Molecule: messenger RNA, 762 nt
Organism: Selaginella moellendorffii
Lineage: Eukaryota; Viridiplantae; Streptophyta; Lycopodiopsida; Selaginellales; Selaginellaceae
Product: probable 2-oxoglutarate-dependent dioxygenase At3g111800
Exons: 4
Coding region: 1-762 (253 amino acids)
Source: RefSeq, a predicted model, not a curated record
AUGACACCUUCUCAAGAGACUCAUAUGGAGUGGCACGAUCACUUCCAGCACUACUUUUCAAACAGGGAAAAAGAGCAUCCAUGGAGGCUCGCUUCCAGCUAUGUUUCAAGCGUGAAACAUCUGAGUCAGACUCUGAUGUCUGCUUUGUCUGAAGGACUCGGGCUGGAUUCAAACUGCCUCGCGAAAUCGUUUGGAGACUCAGAGAUGAUCUUGCGAUCAAAUUACUAUCCGCCGUGCCCAAAUCCCGACCUUGCUCUUGGGAUGAAUGGCCACACCGAUAGUGGCGGUUUGACAAUCCUGUUUGAAGAUCAAGUUGGCGGACUCCAGGCCAGGAAAGGUGAUCUCUGGUACGACUUGAAGCCUAUAAAGAAUGCAUUCAUUGUGAACAUCGCUGAUCAGCUUGAAAUUUUGAGCAAUGGAAAAUACAAGAGCAUUGAGCACCGAGUCCUUGUCCAGCCUGAUCAAACUCGUCUCUCCAUCGUGGCAUUUUGCAAUCCAUCACGGGAUGCUAAGCUUAGUGUUGUGGAACAUCGCAGUGUCAGCCUAUGCUCAAAGCAGUGUGUUGAUCGCGCAAAGUUUAUGCUUGAUCAAAAGAAACGUAAUCUCCUGGACUGCUUGAUGUCAUCUGGCGCACAGAACAGCUCCAUUAAUCUUGUGAAUAUCAUGUUCCAGAAAAUGCCUUUCUGCAAUAUCGUCUCCUGGAAUGCUGUUGUUGCAGCAAAUGCCCAACUUGGAUACGUUGAAGAAAUGAACGUGCUUUGA